AUGGCGCAGAUCCCCUCUCAAGACAAAGCUAACCAAAUAGAUAAAGACUGGCUUACCAGAGCUCAUCGAGACGAGUUUCAUCAGUCAGAUGCGAUGACACAGACUAUGAAAAAGUCAUCUUCUCACCAGAUUCCGAUACCUCCAUCAAUGACAGAAGAAGCCACAACAAAGAGGCCCUUGUGA
This is a messenger RNA of Penicillium expansum, 183 nucleotides long. RefSeq lists its product as uncharacterized. Bases 1 to 183 code for a protein of 60 amino acids. The record is from RefSeq and is a predicted model, not a curated record. NCBI's taxonomy places the organism in Eukaryota, Fungi, Ascomycota, Eurotiomycetes, Eurotiales, Aspergillaceae. The transcript has a single exon.